AUGGUGGUCUCUUCGGUCGUUAUCCUCUCGACUUUAAUAUCGGUAAUAGCAGCACAGUCUGCGCAACAACCCUCUACAUUUACACCAGCUCGACCACCGGCCAUCCCACUCGCUGUCAGAUCGCCCUACCUCAGCACUUGGCAACCAGCCGGCCAGCAUGGAGGCAAUGGAGGACACCUCCCAGGAGAAUGGCCCACCUUCUGGUCUGGAAGCGUCACCGGCUGGUGCGGUCUCAUUCGUGUCGAUGGCGAGACGUACAACUGGAUGUAAGUACUGCCUCGCUGACAACCACUAUCAUUGCUUAUGGAUCUGGUAGGGGGAAGCCGGAACCGCUCCCAGCCCUCGCCCGGCAGACCGCUUUUGAGUAUACCUCGACGAGAAGCACCUUCACACUGGACGUCGGUGGCAAUGUCACGAUGAACGUCACUUUCCUCUCUCCGGUCGAUCCCAAAGACAAGCAACGACAGAGCAUGCCAGUCUCGUACAUGACUGUUGCGGUUCAGUCAUCGGAUGGGAACCCGCAUGACGUGGCAAUCUACACGGACAUCAGCGCGGAGUGGGUGUCUGGAGAUCGAAGCAAGACUGCUCAGUGGAAUAGUGGAGUGGCUCAAGGAAGCAGCGAUGCCUGUACUGGCUCACUGGCAUACCACAAAGUCUGGCGACAGGAACAGGCGGAAUUCGCCGAAGAUGCCGACCAGGCGGCUUGGGGAUACUGGUACUACGCGACCCAGCAAGCUGAAGGAUUGACCCGCCAAUCUGGUGCCGAUGUCGAUGUCCGCAAGCAAUUCACUGACCGGGGAGAACUGGCCAACACCGAAGACACCGACUUCCGCGCCAUCGACGACCGAUUCCCCGUCUUCGGCUUCGCCAAACAGCUCGGCCACGUCUCGCAGCACGCGCACGAAACGCUCUUCACCAUCAACCUCCUGCAGGAGCGCGCGGUGCAAUUCGGCCGCGAAGGCGGCGUGCAGCAAGUGCCCAGCUACUGGACGAACACGUCCCCCGACGAGCUCAGCGCCCUCACGACCUUCUACUUCGACUACCGCAACGGCGCACGCGUGUCCGCCGCGCUGGACAGCGACGUCGCCACGGACGCCCGCGCGGCGGGCGGCGAGGACUACGUCGCCAUCACUUCGCUCGCCGUGCGCCAGGCCUGGGGCGCCCUGCAGCUCGCCGGCACGGAGCAGGACAGCUACAUCUUCUUCAAAGAAGUCAGCUCCGACGGCAACGUGCAGACCGUCGACGUCAUCUUCCCCUUCACGCCCAUCCUGCUGUACAUGAACGCGCACUGGAUGAAGAUGGUGCUGGACCCCCUGUUCAUCAGCAUGGAAACGCCCGGGCUGUGGCCGGCGGAUUUUGCGAUUCACGAUAUCGGCCGCCACUAUCCCAAUGCCACGGGACACGCGGACGGCGACGCCCCGCUGCAGCCGCUGGAGGAGUGUGGGAAUAUGCUCAUCAUGACGCUGGCGUACGCGCGGAGGACGGGCGACACGGCGUAUUUGGAGCAGCACUGGCCGAGUCUCGACAAGUGGGCGCAGUGGCUCAUCAAUAAUAAUUCCGUCAUUCCAUUUAACCAGAUCUCCACCGGUAAGUACACCUCCACUUGAGAAAAUUUUUUGAAUUACAUGUGAUCAAUCUAACACUCUGCACAGACGACUUCGCGGGCACGCUCGCCAACCAGACCAAUCUUGCGCUCAAAGGCAUCAUCGGCCUCCAGGCCGCCAGCGUCAUGGCCAAGAUGACCGAGCGACACUCCGAAGCAUCCGACUACGCCAACACCGCCUCGGACUGGAUCAAGGAAUGGGAGCAAGCAGCCGUCGACACCGCCGCCAACCCGCCACACACCGUCCUCAGCUACGGCGACGAAGACUCCUACUCCCUGCUCUACAACCUCUACGCCGACGCCCUGCUCGAGACCGAGCUCGUGCCCACUUCCAUCUACCGCAUGCAGUCCAAUUAUUACCCGACCAUGAACAAGCGAUUGGGCGUCCCCCUCGACACACGGAGCCCUCGCGUCAAGAGCGACUGGGAGAUGUUCUGCGCCGCGAUCGCAGGCCCGGAGACGCGGGAGAUGUUCAUGCGGGAUCUGGUAACGAUGAUUAAUGAGACGCCCACGAGCGGGCCUCUGACGGAUCUGUUCGAUGCGAAUACCGGGGAGUAUGCCCUGGGGUUACUGGGGCCGUUCAAGGCACGGCCUGUGGUCGGGGGGUUCUUCAGUCUGUUGGCGCUGAAUCGGAUUGGGAUUCCGAACUACUGA
Molecule: messenger RNA, 2257 nt
Organism: Lecanosticta acicola
Lineage: Eukaryota; Fungi; Ascomycota; Dothideomycetes; Mycosphaerellales; Mycosphaerellaceae
Source: the annotation of a GenBank genome assembly